This is a messenger RNA of Mus caroli (Ryukyu mouse), 1701 nucleotides long. It is a transcript of the gene Aadat, whose product is annotated as aminoadipate aminotransferase. Gene Ontology annotation, biological process: biosynthetic process. Lineage: Eukaryota; Metazoa; Chordata; Mammalia; Rodentia; Muridae. The record is from RefSeq and is a predicted model, not a curated record. Gene Ontology annotation, molecular function: L-kynurenine:2-oxoglutarate transaminase activity; pyridoxal phosphate binding.
AUCUCAGACAGCAGCCGGUAGCCAGGCAGAUUGGGUGGCACUACACAGGGACAGUUAACAGUGUAUCCCGAGUGAGCUGGAAGGCCGUUCUAAGUGAUUGGUUUUCUGAAUCCUGCUCCACGCGACCAGCAGAGACAUGAAUUACUCACGGUUCCUCACAGCAACGAGCCUGGCCAGAAAGCCAUCUCCCAUCAGAACUACAGUGGACAUACUGAGCAAAGCACCAAAAACCCUCAUCUCCCUGGCUCCUGGAUCUCCAAACCCGAGCACGUUCCCCUUUAAGUCAGCUGCCUUCACUGUGGAAAACGGAAGCACCAUCCGGUUUGAAGACGAUGUGAUCAAAAGGGCCCUCCAAUACUCUCCAAGCUAUGGAAUUCCAGAACUUCUGUCCUGGCUAAAACAGUUGCAAGUAAAAUUGCAUAAUCCCCCCACUGUCAACUACCCACCCAGUCAAGGACAGAUGGAUCUCUGCAUCACAUCCGGCUGCCAAGAUGGUCUCUGUAAGGCAUUUGAAAUGCUCAUCAAUCCUGGAGACACUAUCCUGGUCAAUGAACCACUGUUCCCAGGAACCCUUUAUGCUAUGAAACCACUAGGCUGCAACAUUAUUAAUGUCCCCAGUGAUGAGCAUGGGAUUAUUCCAGAGGGUCUCAAAAAAAUCCUUUCACAAUGGAAACCAGAAGAUUCCAAGGAUCCCACAAAAAAGACUCCAAAAUUUCUGUAUACUGUCCCAAAUGGCAACAACCCUACAGGCAACUCGUUGACAGGUGACCGCAAGAAGGAAAUUUAUGAGCUUGCAAGAAAAUAUGAUUUCCUCAUAAUAGAAGAUGACCCUUACUAUUUUCUUCAGUUCAGCAAGCCUUGGGAGCCAACUUUUCUCUCCAUGGAUGUUGAUGGAAGAGUUAUCAGAGCUGACACCUUUUCAAAAACCCUCUCCUCAGGGUUGAGAGUAGGGUUUAUGACUGGCCCUAAGACCUUGAUAGAGAAUAUUGUUCUCCACACACAAGUCGCAUCAGUACAUGCCUGUACUCUCUCACAGCUCAUGAUACUACAGCUUCUACACCAAUGGGGAGAAGAGGGUUUCCUGGCUCAUAUUGACAGAACUAUUGAUUUCUACAAGAACCAGAGGGAUUCCAUAUUGGCAGCUGCAGACAAGUGGUUACGUGGCUUGGCAGAGUGGCAUGUUCCCAAAGCUGGCAUGUUUCUAUGGAUUAAAGUUAAGGGAAUCUCCGAUACAAAACAACUGAUUGAAGAAAAGGCUAUUGAAAGAGAGGUCUUAUUUGUUCCUGGAAAUGGUUUCUUCAUUGAUGGUUCAGCUCCUACCUCCUUCUUCAGAGCAUCCUUCUCUCUGGCUACUCCAGCACAGAUGGAUACAGCCUUCCAGAGAUUGGCCCAACUGAUAAAAGAGUCUUUAUGAAGAAAUCAAACUCAGCAUUGGACUCAUAAUUUUUAAAUAAAUUACUUCUGUACUUUGCUGAAGAAAUGGUUGUUGCUGUUUGGCUGACAGGAUGGAUCCAGGUUGUGAAACAUCUGUUGCAAUUUCGCUGAACCACUUUAAAGUCCCCUUAAAUCCAUCACAUUGCCAAAUAGCUUUCUGAUCUACUUUUGCCCUUUGAUUAAUUUGCAACUGAAAAAACAUUAAAUUUUAUUGUAAAGAGCUCUAUAGCUGCUUUAUAAUAUCCAAUAAAUUUUUCUCAAAACUAA